AUGUUUUGUGAAGAAGAGUUUGCAGCGAUGAAUGGUCCCUUCAAAAUAUAUGAUGCUGUGAACGGACAGCCGAAGAAGCAUCUGAAUGCCGAUGACUUAUAUGCUAACAAUAGCGGUACAGUUCUGGCCUUUAAACAACAGGAUUACGUGAUGAUCGCUGCUGACACACGGCAUUCGUCAGUAAUGGGCAUCAAUUCGCGCAAAAUGACCAAAAUUUUUGAAUUUGAUGGAUUUGUUUUUUCUGGCACGGGGUUCUACGCCGAUUUAAACGAGGUGUAUUUUCGUCUCAGGUACGAAGUUGAAAAGUAUGAGAACGAGAUUGAAAGAAGGAUAAGCAUCCGCGCACUGGCCCAUAAGCUGCUGAACAUUCUUUACAGUCGCAGGAGAGGCCUUAUCUACUAUGUCUUUUGUGUUUUAAUUGGAAAGGAUGAGACAGGGGAUCCCGUGUUGUAUUCGUUUGAUCCAAUCGGCUCGUACGAACAGACAAUGUGUAGAUGCUAUGGCAGCGCAUCACCCAUGAUACAACCGCUGUUGGACUCGACGAUCAUGAAGCACAACCAGGAAAACGUGUCAUAUCAGAGCUUAAGCGUAGAGGAGAGUGUGGAACUGACUAAGAAGGCAUUUUUUGCAGCAGCUGAAAGAGAUGUGAAUACAGGCGAUUAUCUGCAAAUAGUUGUGUAUAAAAAGGAUGGUAUGACUGAAGAAUUGGUGGAUUUGAGGAAGGACUGAUGGAAUAAACGGUUUAUGACUGAAAUAAAGGCCAUUAUCUGCGGUUUGUUUUGUUUAAUGCUGGUACAAAGCGACCUGUUCAAUGUUAGAGUGGCAGUACCGUGAACAAUAGAUCAAAAGACACCGUAGGACAUCGUCAAACACGGGUAUUUUGCUGGUCUAAGAAUUGAGCACUUUUUUUAUUUUGGUUUUAUGGUAGCGCUGGGCAAGUAUUUUUGUUCUAGAUGAUUUGUGGGUGAAUUAAUUGGGAAAAAAAGCAAACAAUUUUUAAAAUAGCACCAUGCCAAGCAAAAGAAUUGGUCGUGUGAAUAAAAAAUAUUGAGCUCGUCGGUGUAAGUCCGUUGUAGCGCCCAAAAAGAUAGAAAAACAAAAAAAGUAAACUUGAACACUGCAAAAUUUAAGAAUAACGUAAUGGCACAUUGUAGCUAAAAAGGUGGUAUCAACCAGGAAAGUGUGAUGUUUAGGUGUGGUGAUACGGAGAGAUAAAUAAAACGCUUUUAACGAAGAAAUGGUCC
Messenger RNA from Vavraia culicis subsp. floridensis, 1244 nucleotides. RefSeq lists its product as uncharacterized. Gene Ontology annotation, cellular component: proteasome core complex. NCBI's taxonomy places the organism in Eukaryota, Fungi, Microsporidia, Pleistophoridae. The coding region runs from base 1 to 729 and encodes 242 amino acids. The record is from RefSeq and is a predicted model, not a curated record. The transcript has a single exon.